AUGAUCUGGUCUUGCUGGCUUAGAGCUCACAGGUCUCUCCACCCUUCCCUCCAGGUGAACCAGCGCAACGUCCCGGGGAUUGACAGUGCCUACCUGGCCAUGGAUACAGAGGAAGGGGUGGAAGUUGUUUGGAAUGAAGUUCAGUUUUCUGAGCGGAAGAACUUUAAGCUUCAGGAAGAAAAAGUUAAAGCAGUGUUUGACAACUUAAUUCAGCUGGAUCAUCUCAACAUUGUGAAGUUCCACAAAUACUGGGCUGAUGUGAAAGAGAACAAGGCCAGGGUGAUCUUCAUCACUGAGUACAUGUCUUCAGGGAGCUUGAAACAGUUCCUGAAGAAGACAAAGAAAAACCACAAAACUAUGAAUGAGAAGGCAUGGAAGCGGUGGUGUACCCAGAUCCUCUCUGCUCUCAGCUACCUCCACUCCUGUGAUCCUCCCAUCAUCCAUGGCAACCUGACCUGUGACACCAUCUUCAUCCAGCACAACGGACUGAUCAAAAUCGGGUCAGUCUUUCAUAGGAUAUUUGCUAAUGUGGCACCAGACACAAUUAACAACCACGUGAAGACCUGUCGUGAGGAGCAGAAGAACCUGCACUUCUUUGCCCCGGAAUAUGGAGAAGUUGCCAAUGUCACCACUGCUGUGGACAUCUACUCCUUUGGGAUGUGUGCACUGGAGAUGGCGGUGCUGGAGAUCCAGGGGAACGGGGAGUCAUCCUACGUGCCGCAGGAGGCCAUCAACAGUGCCAUCCAGCUGCUGGAGGACCCCCUGCAGCGGGAGUUCAUUCAGAAGUGUCUAGAACAGGACCCUGGCAGGCGUCCCACGGCCCGGGAGCUCCUGUUCCACCAGGCGCUGUUUGAGGUGCCAUCGCUGAAGCUGUUGGCUGCUCACUGCAUCGUUGGGCACCAGCAUAUGAUUCCUGAAAAUGCUUUAGAAGAAAUGACCAAAAACCUCGACAUGAAUGCAGUGUUGGCAGAGAUCAAUCACGAGGACAGGGAAGGAGUCAAGAUGAUCUUCUCACAGUCUCCUGCACUGGAGCUGGACAAGUUCCUGGAGGAUGUGAGGAAUGGAAUCUAUCCCCUCACAGCUUUUGGGAUGCCACGACCCCAGCAGCCCCAGCAAGUUGUGGUGAAAUCUCCCAUUGCUCCCCCAUCAGUGAAAACCCCAACUCCAGAGCCUGCUGAGGUGGAGACCCGCAAGGUGGUGCUGAUGCAGUGCAACAUCGAGUCCGUGGAGGAGGGGGUGAAGCACCACCUGACACUGCUGCUGAAACUGGAAGACAAGUUGAAUCGACACUUGAGCUGUGACCUGCAGCCCAAUGACAACAUCCAGGAGCUGGCAGCUGAACUGGUCCAGCUUGGAUUUAUCAGCGAGGCUGACCAGAGCAGACUCACCUGUUUACUUGAAGAGGCAUUUAGCAAGUUCUACUACACUCGGAAUGGAGCCCUGACGGCCGUGACUGUGUCAUCUUAGCCCUGUGGCUGCUGGGUGGCCAGCAUGGCCUCGCUGCCUGCGGCCCAUCUGUGUGUGCCCACACCAUCGGGCAUCCACGAGACCCCAGCUGCAGUGCUCGGAAGCUCAUCCUGCAUGUGCCGUGGCUGGGCUCAUUGACAGUCCUCCCUGCCCGCCUCCUAAAGGGGACUUUGCGCAUCAGUAUUAUUUCCAGCCCUGUUUUUGUUGGGAUUUGCCAGGUUGUGCUGCGGAGCUGAGGCCUGGCUUGGGGUGUUCUGUAGCCCCACUCAUGUGCAUGGAGUUUGUUCUGUUUGAAUUGUACAAAGUGUCUUUUGCACAGCACAGAAA
This is a messenger RNA of Cyanistes caeruleus (blue tit), 1794 nucleotides long. The record is from RefSeq and is a predicted model, not a curated record. Lineage: Eukaryota; Metazoa; Chordata; Aves; Passeriformes; Paridae.